Messenger RNA from Priapulus caudatus, 2659 nucleotides. Its product is annotated as glutamate dehydrogenase 1, mitochondrial-like. The record is from RefSeq and is a predicted model, not a curated record. Bases 93 to 1442 code for a protein of 449 amino acids. Gene Ontology annotation, biological process: L-glutamate catabolic process. Gene Ontology annotation, cellular component: mitochondrion. Lineage: Eukaryota; Metazoa; Priapulida; Priapulimorpha; Priapulimorphida; Priapulidae. Gene Ontology annotation, molecular function: L-glutamate dehydrogenase (NAD+) activity. The transcript has 12 exons.
CAGCACAGCCAACAUCGCACGCCCACUGCAAGGGAGGUGUCAGGUUCAGCGCGGACGUGCACGAGGGAGAGGUGCGCGCCCUGGCUGCGCUCAUGACGUACAAGUGCGCCGUCGUCGACGUCCCGUUCGGCGGAGCGAAGGCCGGAGUUCGCAUCGACCCGAAGAAAUACAGCGAGGACGAGCUAGAGAAGAUCACGCGUCGCUUCACGAUCGAGCUCGCCAAGAAGGGCUUCAUCGGCCCUGGAGUGGACGUGCCAGCGCCGGACAUGGGUACCGGAGAGCGAGAGAUGUCGUGGAUGGCUAGUACAUACGCCAAGACUAUCGGCUAUCUAGAUAUCAAUGCGUAUGCGUGCUGCACGGGAAAGCCGAUCCACCAGGGCGGCAUACAUGGCCGCGUGUCGGCCACAGGCAGAGGUCUGUUUCACGGCAUCGAACAGUUUGUGAAUGAGGCAAGCUACAUGAGCGCGAUCGGACUCACACCGGGAUUCGGAGGAAAGACCUUCAUCGUGCAGGGUUUCGGCAACGUCGGCCUGCACUCAAUGCGGUACCUACACAGACACGGCGCCACAUGCGUCGGCAUCCUGGAAUACGACGGCAGCAUCUACAACCCGGAUGGCAUCGACCCACGAGAGCUGGAGGACUGGAAGAUCGCUAACGGAACCAUCGUCGGAUUCUCCGGCGCGAAGCCAUACACAAAGGAUAGCCUCUUGUUUGAGGAAUGUGACAUCCUCGUUCCCGCGGCGAAUGAGAAGCAGAUCCAUGGCGGCAACGCUCACAAGAUCAAAGCGAAGAUCAUCGCAGAGGGCGCCAACGGUCCGGUGACGCCGGCGGCAGAUCGGCACUUCAUUGAGAACAACGUGCUUGUCAUUCCCGAUCUCUACCUGAAUGCAGGGGGCGUCACCGUCUCCUACUUCGAGUGGCUGAAGAAUCUGAACCACGUCAGUUACGGCCGUCUGACCUUCAAAUACGAACGCGACUCCAACUACCACCUGCUCGGUAGCAGUUCAGCAGUUACGUCACAACUGCAGACAAGGGUGUGGCCAGCCCUAGAGGACUCUGAUUACAGUUCCUUUACACACUUCCGAACUGACAGUCAUGCCAAACUUUUUGGGCUGGAAAGGCCUCGGCCAGUGCCAUCACCCAAAGAAAAAGCAGAACCGUCUAUCACCAUCACAUCAGUCAUGCUGUUUCUACUCGACUUCUACUUGGAGACUCUUCUUAGCUGUGACUUGUUUGUGGCAAUCCUCCAUCCAUCGUGGGGAGCGUCAGAGAAGGACAUAGUUCACUCUGGGCUGGCGUACACGAUGGAGCGAUCGGCGCGCGCGAUCAUGCGGACUGCUAUGAAGCACAACCUCGGGCUGGACCUGCGCACUGCCGCCUACAUCAAUGCCAUCGAGAAGAUCUACAAGAACUACCGCGAGGCCGGAUUUACCUUCACAUAGAGCCCUGCUUCCCUGGUCCGCAGCUUCAUCUAGCGAUGGCUUCAUCUAGCAAUGGCUUCAUCUAGCACUGGUUACAUCUAUCACUGGUUACAUCUAUCACUGGUUACAUCUAUCACUGGUUACAUCUAUCACUGGUUACAUCUAUCACUGGUUACAUCUAGCGAUGGCUUCAUCUAGCGAUGGCUUCAUUUAGCACUGGUUACAUCUAGCGAUGGCUUCAUCUAGCAAUGGCUUCAUCUAUCACUGGUUACAUCUAGCGAUGGCUUCAUCUAGCAAUGGCUUCAUCUAUCACUGGUUACAUCUAGCACCUAUAGCCUGUCUUCAUGUUCAUCUAAAGCCUUAUCACAUUUAUCUAGACCUGGGAGACGUUAUCAGAAGCAUCCAGUAGUUCCAUGAUAAGUACUAACACAUGGGCAACGCUACAACUUAACGUACUGUGCAACAUAUGUACAAAUUACUACUAAAAUGGUUCUGAUAGCGCCCCCCUCACUUCAUAAUCGUCCAGCGCCCGAGUCAGUCACAUUUAUUUAGCUAUAGCUUUGUAUUUAAUUAGGUCAAUAUGCACAUUCAAUUGGAACAUGAUAUGUAGUAAUUUUAGUUACUCAGCCGGUCACGUUCGUCUAGUCGAAGACUACCUGGGGAGGAAUCAAUCAGACAUUCAUCCCCCAAAUAGUUAAUAUCUUUCAAAAAGCAAAGCUGUCCAGGCAAACAGUAUUGUUUCUAUACAUGGCAAGCCAUUCCAUGCGGGCGCAUAUGCUUGCAGCGAGUACUAUGAAUGUUUCUAUAAAAUAGAUCUAGUACGAGCGAGAUAGUUUUAUGCACACCUGUGAUCUUAUUUUAACGACUCGCAUCUUGUUUCGAUGUCAGUCUAUGUUUUGUCAAAGAAGGCAGCACGCUUGAUGUUUGGGAAAAAUUGUUGGAAAAAUAUGAAAACUAUUCAAGUAUUACUGGUUUACAAUAUGUAACCAUUUUGAUUUUAAAUAAGUUGAUUUUUUUUCUUGAUGCUAGAAUUGACACUGCAAUUUUUUUUAAAUGUAAGACAAUCAGUUUAUUAAUUAAAACACAUUCACUCUGUGCAUACUCAUUAUCAGGAGUUAAUGAGCAAAUCCAAUUUUAUACAUGACAUGUCAGAGUCCCUGGCAGACGUCGGGAAUGUUUUGUUAUAGUUGAAAAGUAACGAUAUUUAAUAAAAAAUAUCAGUGUUUUGUUACAUCUGA